Dicrocoelium dendriticum is the source of this 8205-nucleotide messenger RNA. The record is from the annotation of a GenBank genome assembly. NCBI's taxonomy places the organism in Eukaryota, Metazoa, Platyhelminthes, Trematoda, Plagiorchiida, Dicrocoeliidae.
AUGCACAUGUUCGGAGGCAUUUUACUUCUGCUUCAGCACUUUUCCGCUCUUAUAUCAAUAACGCUGCCUCAACCUACGCUUGGUGUUCAGCUGAAAGUCACUCACUCUGCGCCAAUUACGGAUGCAAUCGAUCGAAAGAACUUACGCGUUCUCUAUCGAUUUCAUGGCCCGUCGUCCAGAGAAUUUGUUUUCGUCGCUGAUACUAACCAUAUCUACCAUUUCGAUUCGAACACAUUGCAUAUCGAGGCGGUAGAGACUGUUGGCCCGAGAAACUUUUCCAUCUUUUGUUUUAAAGACGGUAACAAUUGCAUGUGUGCUGAUCUCGGACCCAGUGUGCCACCUACAGGACAUGGAACGGACUCCUGUGUACCCGGGUUGACAGACAAUUUUGUUAAGGCUUGGGCGACUUCCACUGUGCCUGAGGAGGAGGUACAACGGGUAUCUAACCCUCAUGCUCCACGCCACUUUUCCCCCGUUACCAUUGUCAACGAUGACCGAAUCGCCUGUGAGGAUGCCUUGUACUUGUGUUAUAGUCUUUUCAAUGGAUUCUGUGAGCGUCGGAGGUUAACUGAUUUGAGGGAGCCUGCCCCAUGGAUGUUCAAAAGCUCCUUAUAUAAAGAGGAACACAUCGACCCCGAGGAUAUUCCUGUCACAGGCAACGAUCCCAGUACGUUUACUGUGUUAGUCGUGGGAUCUAAGUAUGUUUAUGUCGGAACCGAAUCCAGCGAACUGCAAGAAUACACCCUGAUCAAACCACAUCCCUUAUCUGCUCGGUUUCGCAAUUUUCAAUAUGCGAAAUCCCACCAAGAACCAAAUAGUUACCUACGUCUCACUGUUCCGCAGACGUUUCGCAUCCAGUACCAGUUAGCCUUUCGCUAUCGCACACAUGAUCUUGAUAGCGAAAUUCCAUUACCAAAGCCUGCUCACAUUUACUUUGUUCUCCAACAACCUGCAACCCCGCAGUUCUAUCGAUGGCAACCCAGAAUAGCUAGAGUUUGUGACGAUGACAGUCAAUUCGAUUCAUAUGUUGAGUUAACUCUAUCGUGUCAAGAAUGUACUUUUCCAAACAACGAAGCUGUGACGUUCACCUCGCUACGGAAGGCUGCUCGUGGUUCCGUGGGCUGGUUACUCCAGAUGAAAUUGAAAGAAAAGUCAGCUAAAGAGCACCACAAGGUUGUUUCGAAAGAUCCGGGUGACUUUUCAGAGGUAUUGAUUGUUGCAUUUGGCGCCCAACAUGCUGAUCCUAUAUGGUACCAUGCUUCUGUAGCGGAGUCAGAAGGAUCACCACGGAACCCCUACCUCGGUUAUGAACGAGAUGAUGAUGAGUUUCGUGGAUCAUUGGUCGUCCUUUUCAAUGGUUCUGCACUUUCACUCUUUUCAAUGGGACAGAUUGAUUUUCACUUUCACCGAGUAAUCACCAACUGCCGCAAUGGGCAGGGGGUUACUGGACCUGCGCAUUUUCUCACCAGCCGUGAGCGUAAAAACAAUCAUUGCAUUCCAGAUCACAGUUCUACGGACGGCCAUUUUUACUGUCCUUUACGUCGGACAACAAACCGAUUAAUUACGGGUCACACAUACGAGGAUGCUGUAGAAUCACCCGCAUUCCUGCAUUUGCCCUACAAUAUCACUGGCUUGGCGGUUACUUCCGUUUCUGAUCUGUUUACGGUCGUAAUUAUGACAACCGACGAUGGUCGAUUACUUAAGCAUGAAAUUAUCGAACUCAACGAAACACGUCAGUUGGAUGAACUGCAACUGACAUCAACUAACCAACCUCUCACAGAUUUGGCGCUUGACCUAACGGGAACCGUAGCGUUUGUCACCACACCUGGACAACUUAUUCGGGUCGAAUUGUCCAACUGUGCCUCCCAUUCUACCUGUGCAUCGUGCAUCACAGCUCGUGAUCCCUACUGCGGCUGGUGCGUGAUCGAAGGUCGUUGCUCACUUAAGCAGGAGUGUCAGUCUGCAGGAUUUCUGCGAGCCGACAGACCAUCGCGCUCGUCACAUUAUGAAUACUGUGUGCCGGAUGCGGAACCCGAGCCCUUUGAUGAUGCGCCAUUCACAUGGCUUUCUUAUACAAGGACGGUGGAUGAAUGCCCGUUACUGGAAAAUAUCAAUCCUACAGGAGUCCAGGAACUUACUGCCUCCAUAUCCGAUUAUAUGAAAUACGCAGACCACACGUCCAUCGUGCUGAAUGCAGAAGGUUUACUAACCAAAGAACUUCAUUUGAUCAUGAAGUUAUCCACAAGCCACAAAGGCGAUCGCUGGAUUGAAUCGAAUGCUGUCAAGCGUGGACAGCUGAGAUGUGCAUUCAGACAACUACCAAAUGCCACAGUGUACUCCGAAGAUGUCCUAAGGGGGGCUGCGAAUGACGCUACAUUGAUCAAACUACUCAAAAGUCUCCAUCCUGGUCCACUUCUUGCCAUUAGCCCUGCACAAGUAGACGCUAGGAUGGAUGCCAUAAGAAUACAUUGCGACGUCCCACCUCACUCCGAAAUGCCCCUCAUUCCUCCAACCCAAGUAUCUCUUCCCAUCAUCCUUUGGUUGGAAUGGUCCCCGCCGCCAGGGAAACUUGGAACCGGCGUUUCUGCGCUGGCCCCCGCGCUGUUCAGCGUAUACGAUUGUGGUCGUCUGACUGACUGCCGCUCCUGCACUCUCAGCCGCUUUAAUUGUACUUGGUGCCUCAUGGAUGACCGAUGUGUUCCAGCUCACUUCGCCUCCACUCCAUCUGGCUGUCCAAAAGUCAAAUUUGUCCCUCCGAAUAUAAUGCAGCAGCGCUCUAAAACAAACGCUGUGUUUUCAGGUCAGAGUGAACAUUGUCCCAGCUUCCAGGUAGAUGGUGAACCGACCACUUUGAUGAGUGGUUCAACUCUGGUGGUGAGGCUGACCGUCUUCAACGUUCCACAACCACUACGACAUUUUUCGUGCUUAGAAGGCUGUACCAAUCAACGAGCAAUUGCUGCCUACAGCCCUUCCGAUUCGACAGUCCUCUGUCGUAUUGACAAAAUCGACCUGGGUAGCAACUUACACUCCCUUCAGAGCAACAAGGAAAUGCUAAUUGUGUCUGAAACUUCUGCCGCGGUCAACUGCAGCCUGGAUCUGUACUGGCACGAUGACGGUGUUCACAGCGAAGACGGACAUAGACUUGUGAAUAUAAACAACUUUCAAGUUGAAGUGUACGAUUGUGGAUGGCUCGUGGAGUAUUGUGACGUCUGUCUACGCCUGCCGGCGCGGUUCGGGUGCGGCUGGUGCAUUCUUUCUGAGACGCCCGAUGUGUCGCAACCAAACACAGGAAUGUGUACCACACGCUCUCAGUGUGCAGCCUCAUCGCAUGGUGAGGAAGCGGUGGAGGUAAACUCAAGGACUUGGCUUCUAUCCCACGCUAUCUGCCCGGACCCACAGAUACUCUCGCUUACUCCUCUCAACGGCACGCUGACCGGGCAAGCUGUGCUGACAGUGAGUGGCAGAAAUUUGGGGAGAAACGUCACGGAUCUCGUGGGCCGCGUCUACUUAGAAAGCGUACAUCUGAUCCCGUGCAUCGUGUUGACCGAAACUUACCAGCCAUCACGAUCGUUUCGAUGUCGGCUUUCCCCCGCUAAGUACCUCAGUUUACCUGUCAGUGGUCGUCUCAAGGUCGCCAUUGGUGAGCGUGCAUAUCAGGCUUUCUCUCCGAUUUUUCAAUUCUUGAACCCAUACUUGAUGAAAAUUGCUCCGGAACGAGGUCCAAUGGCUGGGGGCACUAUCUUGCGUCUUACAGGCUCCAAUUUGAACAUCGGCUCACAACGAUCUGUGCUUCUCCUGUCGACUUCCACUUUGGUCGCAAAUUUCUCCAUUCCAUGCGAUAUCCAAAGUGAAUUGCAACACAUGAUCACAUGUCGCACACGUGCCUUCCCACCCGACAUAUUUCACUCGAUGACCUCUCAGCAGCACCCAAUGCGUCGGAAACGUUCACCCGCUGCGGAUGACACUGAGCCAGCUUCGUACCCAUCAUCUUCCCAGUCCAGUCGAAUGACCAUGACUGUGGUACUUAUGAAUGACCUCACCGCGACGAAACCCGCUCUACCUUUCACGUUUUUCUACUCUGCCAAUCCUCGCAUAACUGCAGUGAGGAGGAGAAAUGUGUUAGCGAGCGGCGGUACACUUAUUCGCGUGAGCGGUGAACAUCUUUACGCAACUGAAUCACCGCGUGUUGUGAUCUACUUCAACUCUUCCGUAUUCAGCGCUCCAUGUUCCUACCAUACUGGGGAACUGGAAUGCCUCAGUCCAGCCAUGAUCGACAACUUCAGUGAACAAGUACAGACUUUCCAAUCUGUUCCAUUACUAGCAACAAGCACCACGCUCAAUCCAUCAUCGGGUCAUUUUGAGGUGAUCAAGCUUGACACCCUAACAUAUUUCCUGGAACACGUUGAUUUGAAACUCAGGGAACUUGUGCGAUCUUCUCUGUUGAAACACAUACCAGUUUGGCCCAUGGACCUCGCUUUCGGCUUUAUUAUGGAUGGGGUCACAACUACUAGAGCUCAAGGGACACUUAUGGUUCACUCUGACCCAACUGUGGAUCACUUUGUCGGUGGUUUGCGAGAGGAGGAGUUAGAUUCUUUUACUCCAGGCGUCCAAAAUAGAUCACCUGAACCGGUUGUUGAGAUCUUCACGGAUUCAUACACUGUGACCACUGCUCAUAAUAAAAAUAUGUCAUUUGAUGAUAAUGAACCAUUCAUGCCUCCUUCGGUUCGCGCUCGGCAACUUUUACGACUUUUCGGCCAGUUUGAUUCGUUGGUUGCAGCCCCCGAGUUGGCCGCUCCUGAUGAGCUUUCUAUUCAAUUGGGCGACUCAUUAGCUUGUGAAAUUAGCUCAGUGAUCACUACAGAGAUCCGAUGCGACUUGGACCUGGCUUCGUUGAAACCUGGGUUGAAUUACCCCGUGAUUGUUCAGUUUGGUCGCUCACUGGUGUUCCGACCGGGCGUCAUCCGCUUCAUAGUACCUAGUCAAGUUGCCCUGAGGAAUCAGCUGAUCCUGAUCGUCACCAUUAUGGUUUUGUUCAUGAUAGUGGUUGGGAUCAUUGCCUUCAUGAUUUGGCGUCGUUUCGACCAGCGUCAGCGUGACUAUCAGGCGAGGUUGGACAAAAAAUGCGCCGAACAUGAAAGUCGCGUUGUGCGGAUAUUCAAAGAAGAUUUCAUGGAAUUACAGACCAAAAUGCAGGAGUUUUCGCAAGGCCUAAAGAAACACAGUUUGCCUUAUCGGGAUUAUCGAACAUUCUGUUUGUUCUCACUGUUCCCUGAGUAUCACUGUGAGGUUAUGGCACCAAUCGAUCCCCAUUCCUGUGUUAACACAACCGACGCAACCCCGUUCCUUCAAAUUCAUCCUCUCUUAUCCCCAUUCACCGUCCCGGUCGAAUCUCUUGACUUUGCUUCGAAAGGCAUUUCUCUUUUUCACGCCCUCCUUUGCAACAGGGACUUUCUUUGUCUGUUGGUGCGCGUACUUGAGGAAGACGAGCGCACCACUGCGCAAGAUCGGUCCCGUGUGGCUUCAUUGUUGUGUGCCGCUUUGCAGCCAAAGAUGGAUUACCUCACUCGUAUAAUGUGUGAUUUAAUGAGCGAAAUGCUAAACCGACUUCAUAGUCAAGGGGAAAAUCGACUGCCAACUGCGUUUAGACGGGCCGAAACUGUCGUGGACAAGAUCAUUUCCAACUGGCUCUCCUGCUUGCUCUACACUUUCAUCAAAAAGAGUAUCGGCGAAACGCUAUUUUAUUUCUACCGGGCUCUGCUGCAGCAGAUUAAUAUGGGUCCACGCGAUGCAGUCACUGGCAAAGCUCGCUAUACACUUGACUACUCCACUUUACUGCAGACUGAACUAACAGGUUUACCGGUGACCUUGAUUGUGGAGGACCCGCAAAAUUUGUUCAAUUUACCCUCGCAUCCAACUGUGGUCAAAGUACUGGAUUGCGAUACCAUUUCACAGACAAAGGAGAAAAUUCUGGAUGAAAUUUACAAAAACAUACCAUAUUCCUUGCAGCUGAAGUCCAUACAGCUGGAUCUAAUAAACGUUACUCAGUGCUCCACAAACGCGAGUGCUCCUACAUUCUUGACUUCGACGUACGGCUCCAUGAUGUCUGACUGGGAUCCAUCAGUGCGCAGAGAAUUAUCUCCACAUGGCUCGGAAAAGCCGCCGUUCCCUUUGAACUGCAUCAGUGAUUAUGGAUUGACCGACAACACUCGCGUCGCUCUUGUGCGUUGCCACCGCCCAAUGUGCAAAUUGACAACAGCUUCUCCGACCUCAACUAGUUCCAUGCAUCCCACUACGCUCGGCUGCAAAAACUCCUCAUUCUCUCAAAGUGUGCUCUCGAAGGACGGCAUAUUCGAAACUACCUCUUGUCCCGGGCGGUCCAAACUUGUUGAGAGCAAUUCCACAACCCACGAGCUCGAACCGUUUGGUCCAAGCUGUGGAGACACAAACCACCUGCAGUCAAUAUGCUCUCCUAUUGGACCAACCCAUCACUCGGCAUUGGACACUUCCAGUCUUGGUAAUCCGUUCAGUUGUAUGCGUCCCACUGGUUCUCCCAAUGCUAGUCUGUGGUAUCACCUUGAGUUGAUCAUCAGUGGUAGCCGCACGCCUAGCUCCCAUUCCGAUCGUGCCUUUUCGCCCCGAGGAUCCUUUUUCCUUGCAUCUUUAGGCCUUAAAUCCAGAUGCACUCAAUUGCGUGGUUCGGAUGCCCAUUGUUGCUCUUGCAUUUGUCCCACAAAAAUUGACCGAAAAUGCAGAAAUGUUCCCAAGUGGCCCUUUUCUCACCUCAACCAUGAACCGAGCUCCGAGCUAUCCAGAUCGAAUGCAGUGGCAGAUCCCCAUAGCAGUUCUAUCCAUCAUCCUCUCCUCCAUCCCUCCACUUUGUCCGCGCGUAUUGUGCACAAAUCCCGUGUAUCCGAUGGAGAAGUUGCUUUCAUCCCACACAUUUCUCGACGAAGUUUAAAACGCGGUAAAGCGGAGCGUCCCAUCUCCAUUCGAAGUGUAUCAAGUGAACGAAGGAUCAGGCGAACGGCAGUCGGACCUGAUCGUCUUGUAGAGGAUUUGCCGAAAGAGGUCUUCUUCAAUCGACUCAUGGUCACAAGGCUUUCAGUCGCGAAUUACAUGGAUAAAUUGUUUGAACUGAUAUUCAGCUGCGUGACGCAAUCGCAAAGUCUACCGUCGCCCAUCAAGUAUCUGUUUGACUUCUUGGAUAACCAGGCUCUGCGUUUGGGUGUACAGGAUCCCAAAACCGUCCACGCAUGGAAGUCGAAUUGCUUGCAGAUGCGCUUUUGGAAUCAAAUCAUCACCAAUCUCGACUACAUAUUCGACAUACCCCUUCCUCGGCACACCGCUUUUGAACGUUCUUUCCAUGCACUCAGUCAGGCAAUGACCUACGCAUGCGCACCUACUCGGGAAAAACUCACUCCUGAUUCGUCCUUGGUGAAACUGUUGUUUGCGCGCGAUAUUUCGAAACAAUGGACUCGCGUGAACAACUACUAUCGAGAAAUCAAAGCCAUGCCGGCCAUCGAGCGAGAGGACAUGCAAAAAAUACUGGAUCAACAUUCGUUCAACCACGCGAAUGAUUUCAACGUAUCGUGGGCUGUCUAUGAGUUAUACACAAAAUACGUGAGGCCGUGCUUUCCCUCGCUCGUCUCACAACUCCAUCAAGAAUCACUCAAGGCCGUUUACCAGUGCAAAGGACAGCAGACGCCUAGUUCAAAAACUGCUCCGCUUUCCAACCAUUGUAUCAUGGCGGAUGAUUUUGAAUGCUCUGAGUAUAGUCAGAUGCAGCUUGUUCAGAUGUUGACCGAAGUGGAGCAGUGCAUGGAAAGCGCUCAGACUGCUGCCUUUCUUGCCCGUAGCACUAAACCCGCGCCUCGCCAACCCAGUGAUCCGUGUCCUCCGGUCCCGGCACGCAUCGAUCCACAGGACCUCAUUGAAGUAAAAGCUUCUGGUCCUAGGUCUGCAUUCCUGUUACCCGCAUCUUCUCGCAGUGGCGAUACUACCGAGUAUCCUGACACGCUGCAUUCGAUCAACACACUGACUACAGAAUUUGCCGGAUACGAUUCGAAUCGGCAGCAACCUCGACCUGCGCAACAUCGACGCUACCUUCACUGUUACCACGUUUAUGAGUCAGACAUAGCUGGAGCAUCUAACUCGCCACACCCCCACGCCGGACCCAUGAAUCCGUCAUCAGUGGAUCCCGUCUAA